Messenger RNA from Sycon ciliatum, 3016 nucleotides. RefSeq lists its product as uncharacterized. Gene Ontology annotation, biological process: regulation of apoptotic process. Lineage: Eukaryota; Metazoa; Porifera; Calcarea; Leucosolenida; Sycettidae. Bases 452 to 2620 code for a protein of 722 amino acids. The transcript is spliced from 10 exons. The record is from RefSeq and is a predicted model, not a curated record.
AUCAUAAUUCACCAGGCGCCCGCUUGCCAUUCCCGUUGCACAUUCCUGUUAUCUCUAUCACUAUUGCCUAGUUGUGCUAGCGACGGCUGACCUUACCCAUCGCUCUCUGCACGCAGGCACGCGCACAGGCACGCCGUAGAGCUGAUCGUCAAACAGGAUUGUCUUGAGCGUGCCUGGUUAUUCCCUAGCUGGGUGAUUAUUACCCCAAAGACGACUUGUACUGAUGAUCCAUGCUGCGUCUUUCCCGUGUACUACUCGUCCGCUAGACAAGAGCAUGAGGUCGGUCACGUUCGAGCUGUUGGACCAUUGCCGAUGAUAUCAGCGGCAGUGUGCGCUAGGAACGGCAAAUACGGACCCAGGAGGAUUGGUCGGUGUGGUGUAAGCUAACCAACCGGACUCACAUUCCAGCACUGUAGAGCCCGUACGGAUAGCGUGGGUGGUCUGCGAGAUAAUGGAUCUGCUACACACCAAAGUACUGAAGAAACUGCACAGCUCCCUGUUAGUUAGCCUAUCCGUGGACACAGAUCUGCUGGCGAGGCUGAUUAGCGAGGAAAUCAUCGAUGAGGAAGACAAGAAGAGAAUUCAGCGCACCGAAGCCGGGCAGGAGCGAGAUAGACGAGGCAAGGCCGAAGAACUGCUUCGCCUACUGCCCUGCUGUGGCAGUACAGCAUUUGAUGUGUUCUAUCUAUCAUUGGCCGAGUCACAUGUCAGAUGCAAUCAGGAACUGGCAGACAAGCUGGACAAAUCUAAAGAAGGCAUUGCCGCUAUUCCUCCGCUCCAUAGCUCUAUAUCCAAUCCAACCAGCUCAUUCAGUAGCAGGCGUAACGCAUCGCGUCGCCUGUCGCGCUCCGCCGACUCGGGUCGGGGUAUAGCGGAAUCAAGUGAAGGCAUUGACGCCCACUAUCGGUACAGGCAACUGUCCAGAUCGCCCACCUGUACGCCUCCUUCAUCGGCGUACCCAUUCUCCGGCUCUACGGAUUCCCUCGGCAUGCCCCAUCGACCGAAUCAGUGCACUUCCCCUGGGCGCAAGUCACCCUGGCCACCCAACGAUCGAACUUUCGACGAGCAACUGGACCACAUGACUUCUAUCAUGCAGGGGCUCAGCGCUCCAGAACGUGUUCAGCUGCUGCAGAUCGGCCGGCAGAUGUCCGCCGCUCGCGGUGCCAGCGACGUCGAGAGUGAGGCGACGACCGAUGCACGCAGCUUCGACGUUCCAGUGCGGCGGCGCGAACGCAAAGCCAGCAACCCCGGCGCGCAGACGCGUCGCUACAGCGAGCCACAGAGCCAGCUGCAUGGCGUGGACAAACACGGCUCAGCGGCUCGGCCCAUACCAACAACAAGCAACGACCAGGUUGUAGCAAGGAAGAUCAGCCGAGGUCUUACACACCAGAGGUCAGGAUCACAGCUAAAACAUUCUUCCACGGAUCAACAUGGACAUGGUGACGUGUUCAGGGAUCCAUGCCCUUCACUGCAAAAAGAGAUUGAUGACAUUGUGUCUAUCCUGGACAAUCAGGCAAAUGCUCAGAACAAGACGGUUAGGACAGUUGGUAUUGGCAGCAGCAAGGAUAGGGGCAUGCAAGAGGAACCACUCAAGCGGGUCAUGCUAGAAGCCACGUGUAUUGUGGCCAUAGAUGAGGACUUUCAGAAGGAUGCAGAAGGUGACGCCUCCUCUUUGGUGGCCGGCUAUUUGCGUGAGCGCGGUAUCAUCGACGCCCAGUCCAAUGUGAAGUGUUUGCCUGACACGGCAUCCACGCUGACAAUGACGCUUUCUGAUCAACCCUUUCCCAAGCCCGGCACAACAGAUGAGUGCACUAUGCUAGUUCAAGUGACUGUGGAGGCGAACAUGGACGACCACUACUACCGUGUGGCACAAAACGCCAUCGUACGGUGCCUGAAGAGCUAUCUUAACACACAGCACGUGUACGUACGCUCUGCUGUUCGGGGCAGCACUGUGUUGCUGCUGGAAAUGUGCGCCACGGCACUGUGUGAUCUAUACCGGCUGGCUUUGACGGUGCCGGCACUGUUGAUCGGGAUCGGCUUCUCAGAGAUGGUGGGACUGGGGCGGUCGACUGUGAUUCGAUUCCACUGGCCAACCUCAUCGCCGGCUCUUUCUCCCACGGACAUGCAUUCGGAGAGGUUGAGAACCGCCAGCCUAGUGGGGAGAUUCCCGGAUCUCGACGAGGACGAUCGUGCCCGCAUCCUCGAGCAAGUCACCUACCCACUCGCGCUAGCACUCUGUGCCAAGCUAUCACUGGCGGAGGUCAUUGAUUGCGCAAUGUUGCGCAAUGUGGCAGAGAAGUGUCUGCCGUGCGACCCGCAACACGCUGCUCUGGUGUCCAGACAUCGCGUGAAGCCACACGUCAUGUACACCAAGACAUUCACCAAGGACAGUAGUCGCGUUGGCCACCUGAGACGCAACGCCGUCUCGUCAUCUAUUAACAUGAUGAGGCCUCACUCCGCUCCGUCUUCCCCUCCUACCUCACGACAGAGAAAGCACGCGUUCUCUGUCUCCGCUGCAGAGGAAUGCCAGCAAAUCCGGCGAGCAGCUGUAGCCAAGGCAGCCGGUCAGGCACAGAGGAAGCGGUCCAAGACUGUGUCCAGUGCAGCUCUGGACAAGUAGACUUAGUAAAUAUAAACUAGUCAGCGCGGCUGUGGCCAUGUUUCCACAAAUGCUUGCACCGGUCAAUAACUUAAACGUCUUUGGCUGCUGUUCAGCAACUCGUUUGGCAAAAUUCUAUGUACAUAUACAUCAGUACCCCCCCCCCCCCCCCUGGACACACACUGAAAUAGCGUAGCGUGUAUUGAUGAUGACAUCACUGAUUUUUUCCUGAACCCCACAGCAUAUGCACGUUUUCAGAUCAAGAAGGGUUUACUGAGGCCAAUAAUUGCAUGAGUUUAAUCAGUUUAUUGUUUGUGAAUAUAAUGUAACGUUAUGUCGCGUUAAUGCAUAAAUCACUUCAAUGGCAUUGCACAACCAGCAUACUGUACCCAAUAAGGCAUCUUGAUUUUGCUACCA